Pseudopipra pipra is the source of this 2231-nucleotide messenger RNA. It is a transcript of the gene NKAIN4, whose product is annotated as sodium/potassium transporting ATPase interacting 4. The record is from RefSeq and is a predicted model, not a curated record. The coding region runs from base 278 to 904 and encodes 208 amino acids. The transcript is spliced from 7 exons. Gene Ontology annotation, biological process: regulation of sodium ion transport. Lineage: Eukaryota; Metazoa; Chordata; Aves; Passeriformes; Pipridae.
GGGGGGCGCAUCCCGGCGGCGGCGGCAGCCCCCGCCCCGCCAGCCCGCCCAGCCUCCGGGACGGCAGCGCCGCCGGAGCGUUGCCCUUUUAAGCUGUGGCCCCACUUGCCUCCACCCCGGCUCCCGGAGGGGCUCCGGCAGCCGACACCGACCGACCGACCGACAGACAGAUCUCCGUGCCCGCCUCGCUGCCGGACCGGGCAGCCCAGAGCCCCAGGGCGGCGGCGGGGCCGCGGCCACCGGGCUGCCCCUGCCCUGCCCCCGCCGCUCGGGGACCAUGGGAUGCUGCACCGGCCGCUGCACCCUCAUCUUCCUCUGCACUUUGCAGCUGCUCGCUGCAUUAGAGAGGCAAGUGUUCGACUUCCUGGGAUACCAGUGGGCCCCUAUCCUGGCCAACUUCCUCCACAUCAUCAUCGUUAUCCUGGGCCUGUUUGGCACCAUCCAGUACAGACCUCGCUACAUUGUGGUGUAUGCCAUCUGGACUGCAAUUUGGGUCACCUGGAACAUCUUCAUCAUCUGCUUUUACUUAGAAGUGGGAGGUCUCUCAAAGGACAGCGAACUCCUGACGUUCAACAUCUCCCGGCACCAGUCGUGGUGGAGUGAAAAUGGCCCUGGCUGUGUAAGGAAGGAGGCUUCAAUGUCUGGCAUCAAGGGGCUGGAUAACCAUUCCUACAUCUCUGUCAUAGGCUGUGCCCUGGAGUACAGGUACAUCGAGGUCAUGCACAGCUCCUUCCAGAUCCUGAUUGCGCUGGUGGGCUUUGUCUACGCCUGUUACGUUGUUAGUGUUUUUACAGAAGAAGAAGACAGCUUUGAUUUCAUUGGUGGAUUUGAUCCAUUUCCUCUCUACCAUGUCAAUGAAAAACCCACCAACCUUUUGUUCAAGCAGACAUACCUGCCUGCGUAAGUGAAGAGGAGCCAGAGGAUGGAUAAACCUUGCACUCCACCACCAAAGGUGCUGUAGGAAACAGUCCCCUGUGGCCUGGAUCUUUGGCAGAGGAAAUGCAGGAUGGUGAACUCCAUUCCAUGUUUUUGUUCCUUGUCUUCUUUCCAAAUGCAAUGAAUGUACAUCAAAGAAUGGCCACACAGUUGGUUUGUAAUUCUCCAAGUGCCCUGACAAACCUUUCCUACCAUAGUCUGCUGGUACUAGCCAAGAAAUGACACAGGCCUAGAGACCUCUGGCAGAACAAGUUCACCAAGAUCCUCUCUCAAGAGAUGCACUUGAAGUCGAAGCUGCUUCCUUGCGGCCUUGGAUCCAUAAAGAAGGAAGCACCGCCCUGGGACAUUUCAUAUGUUCUGUAGUUAGUGUCUUCUCCUUCUCCUUUCCCUUGUUCUGAAAAGAGCCUAAAUCCCCUAACACAACUUCAUCUCCUCCCUGCCUGUAUAGGACUUGGUGGGGGCUCUUUACAUUUGAGUUACUUAGGCUUUUUGGGGUUUUAAAUUAUAGUUGAGAAUUCUUCCCUUCUUCCUCCCUGCCCAUCCAGGACUCCCUUCCUCAUCCUCUGUAGGCUUGGCAAUAAGCAUUUGUCCUGGAUUUCAGUGUCACAUGAUCUAACUCCUGUAAUGCUGAACAGCUAAAAACUACUACAAGCACCAAAUCUUUACUCAGCACUGAGCUUUGCCCCAUUUCAACAUGCCAAGCCAUUCUCAGAGCAGCUGCAGCUUGCUCUGGGUUUGCCCAGCUACAUUAAAUUAACACUGGUGUAGCGACAUACACAGCUGAAUCCCCCUGCAGGACACUGAAAAAGGCCUAGUUCUUCAUGGAUAACAGGUGGGUUUGUCCCUGCCGUCUCCAUUGAGCAGCCACGCUUAUUCCAGGCACAAGCCUGGCAACAUUCCCAUGGAAGAUGGUUUUUUUUAUGGGGAGGGAAAGGGCUGAAGGGGGAAUAUAAGUGUAAUUAAGUGUAAUUAAGUUGCAUUAAUGAGCUGCAGCAAUUAAUAAAAAAAAAAAAACACCACCAACAAAACCAAUGUCAGUGAUGUCAGCUGUGUCUCCCAGCACUCUGAGUAUCCAGAAGAGAAAGAGCACUUGGCCAGCCAGCUGUGGGAUUCUGUGUUCUGUGGCUGGUACCUUCCAAGUGCUGUUGUAAUUUGUUAUUGUUUUACCUAAUCUGUUUGGGAUUACUUGGCAGUUUUUGAAAAAUGUUUUUCAGAAGAGUCAAACUGGAAGCCAUGCUAGGGAGAAGUGUGAAGGAAGAAUGAAAACAAAUAAAAACAUUAAGUGCUAAAUCAAA